UAACCCGUUUUUAGUCAAUAUAAUCUAAGAUUAUAGACUAAAUUAAAAUGUAAGUGUAUGUGUAGUCACAGAUUAAAGACUGUACGCGUGAGAUUUGAGAGACUAAAAUAAGCUGAUUCUGUAAUAUAAGGAUCAAAAGAACAUGAACUAGAACUUGUUUGCAAACGAGCCAAUUUCUUGCAAAAUAAACUUACUUCCACCGAGUAUGCUAUGUUUGAAUGGUGAUAUGAAUUUGAUGUAAGCUGUCCAUGUUUGUUGGUCCUAAUUGAUGUAUUGAUAUUAAGCUAAAAAUUGUGAUUUCAAAACUAAACAGUUAUUUUGAGUCAUUGCUUGAAUUUUAUGUUUCGAAAGGAAGUGUAAAGUUGGUAAUUCCUUUGAUGUUUUUAUGUGGGGCCAGUGAAAUUGGAAGGCCCCGGUACAUAUUAUUUUGCAUAUUUUUGAGGGAAAUAUAUAUAAAAUAAAAGAGAAUGUGAGUUUGUGGUGGGAAGUGAUAGUUGGAUGGGCAUUGAUGUCCCAAUGUGAGUCUCUCGUAUCAAACACCAUCUUCUUCCAUAUAUUUUUGUUUUCUCUGUAUACAGAAAAUCGUUCGUCACAUCUUUAUUUGUUCCUAACUCCGGCAACCCUUUUGGGUGGAGAUGAGUAACAGUGAUUGGGUGUUGGAUUAUGAUUAUCUAGACAGCAUUUCUUUCCCCACUCUACACCCACCCAAAUUCUCUUGGUCUUCUUCCUCUCCUCCUCCCACCUUCAGUGCGGACGUAGAUGACCCAUUGGGAAUUUCGGAUGGUUUCAAGGAAAACGGGUCAAAGAAACGUCUGAGGUCACCUAGUUCCAAAGCAUGUAAAGAGAAAAUGAGAAGGGAUAGACUCAAUGACAGGUUUUUGGAACUGGGGUCUGUCCUGGACCCUGCAAGGCCUCUCAAAAUGGAAAAGGCUGUUAUAUUAAGUGAUGCAGUUCGAAUGGUGUCUCAGUUACGAGAGGAAGCUCAGAAGCUACGAGAGUCCAUUAAGAAUCUACAAGGGAAAAUCAAUGAACUGAAGGCUGAGAAGAAUGAGCUUCGUGAGGAGAAGCAGCAACUAAAAGCAGAAAAAGAUAACCUUGAGCAGAAGAUUGAGGCCUUUAAGUCACAACCUAGCUUUCUUUCUGCAGUUCCUGCACCAGGACAAGUUGUUGGUAGAAAGUUGGUGCCCUUCAUGGGCUACCCAGGAGUUGCCAUGUGGCAGUUUUUACCACCUGCUGCUGUUGACACCUCACAGGACCAUGUACUCCGGCCACCGGUUGCAUAACUCGUCAAAGACACUUUUUUUGGAGAAACGGAAUUUAUCUUCACUUUUUGUGCUAUUGCUUUUGCAUUUGUGAAAUGUAGAAGAAAAAGUCUUACUGAUUAUAGAGGCAACUUUAUGAUAACUAACCAACCAGCUUUCGGUGAA
This is a messenger RNA of Vigna umbellata (rice bean), 1427 nucleotides long. The record is from RefSeq and is a predicted model, not a curated record. Lineage: Eukaryota; Viridiplantae; Streptophyta; Magnoliopsida; Fabales; Fabaceae.